Molecule: messenger RNA, 1602 nt
Organism: Phyllotreta striolata
Lineage: Eukaryota; Metazoa; Arthropoda; Insecta; Coleoptera; Chrysomelidae
Source: the annotation of a GenBank genome assembly
GUGUCAUUAAACCCGGUGAGGAUUCUCAAACAGGAGGCCGAGGAGGAACGGGCGGAACUAGCGCGUUUGAGCAGCUUCGUCGGCGCCAUUGCCAUCGGAGAUUUGGUUAGGAGUACCUUGGGGCCCAAAGGUAUGGAUAAAAUUCUCGUGUCGAGCGGCAGAAACAGCGGAAUGGUAGAAGUCACCAACGACGGAGCUACUAUAUUAAAAUCAGUGGGCGUCGAUAACCCUGCUGCGAAAAUCCUCGUCAACAUGUCAAAGGUACAAGAUGACGAAGUAGGCGAUGGUACCACAUCAGUAACUGUAUUAGCUUCGGAAUUGUUAAAAGAAGCCGAACGCCUAAUCGAGCAAAAGAUCCAUCCGCAGACUAUUAUAGCGGGUUGGAGAAAAUCCGUGGAUAUCGCGAGAAAGGAGCUUUUGGACGCAUCGAAAGACAACAGCGCCAACUUAGAAACGUUCAGAGAAGAUCUGAUGAACAUCGCCCGAACCACAUUGAGCUCGAAAAUUCUAUCUCAACACAAAGAGCACUUUGCGAAGCUCGCUGUCGACGCCGUGCUGAGAUUGAAGGGAUCCGGCGAUUUGCAAGCCAUUCAACUGAUCAAAAAAACCGGCGGUACGUUGCAGGAUUCGUUCCUCGACGAAGGAUUCCUGCUGGACAAGAAACCCGGCGUGCACCAGCCCAAGCGAGUCGAGAACGCUAAAAUCCUGAUCGCCAACACCCCGAUGGACACCGAUAAAAUCAAAGUGUUUGGCUCGCACAUCAAAGUCGACUCGAUGGCCAAAAUCGCCGAAUUGGAGUCCGCCGAGAAGGAUAAAAUGAAAGACAAAGUCAACAAGAUCCUCAAGCACAACGCCAACGUGUUCAUCAACCGGCAACUCAUCUACAACUACCCGGAGCAGUUGUUCGCCGAUGCCGGAGUGAUGGCCAUUGAACACGCCGAUUUCGAUGGCAUCGAAAGACUGGCGCUGGUCACCGGAGGAGAAAUAGUCUCGACGUUCGAUCACCCGGAGCUCGUCAAACUGGGAACUUGCGACGUGAUCGAACAAAUGAUGAUAGGAGAAGAUACGCUGCUGCGUUUCAGCGGAGUAGCUUUGGGGGAGGCCUGCACGAUAGUCAUUCGAGGGGCCACCCAGCAAAUCAUCGACGAAGCGGAUCGCUCCCUGCACGACGCUCUUUGCGUACUAGCCGCAACGGUGAAAGAAAGCAGAAUCGUAUUCGGAGGCGGUUGCAGCGAGACCCUUAUGGCUACGGCCGUGGCCAAAGCGGCCGUUAAUACCGCUGGAAAGGAAGCACUCGCCAUGGACGCCUUCGCUAGAGCUUUGUUACAGCUACCGACCAUCAUCGCUGAUAAUGCCGGUUACGAUUCCGCUCAAUUAAUCAGCGAACUCAAGGCUGCCCACAACAGCGGCCUCAACACUAUGGGUUUGAACAUGGAGAAGGGCGAGUUGGGCGAUAUGCGAGCGUUGGGCAUCACCGAAUCAUUCGUUGUCAAACGACAGGUGUUGAUAUCGGCCGGCGAAGCUGCUGAAAUGAUUCUUCGGGUCGAUAAUAUCAUCAGGGCUGCGCCCAGGAAGCGUACCGAAGACAGGGGAAUGUGUUAG